Molecule: messenger RNA, 5322 nt
Organism: Balaenoptera musculus (blue whale)
Lineage: Eukaryota; Metazoa; Chordata; Mammalia; Artiodactyla; Balaenopteridae
Gene: CRB2
Product: crumbs cell polarity complex component 2
Exons: 15
Coding region: 1-4560 (1519 amino acids)
Biological process (GO): heterophilic cell-cell adhesion; establishment or maintenance of epithelial cell apical/basal polarity
Cellular component (GO): plasma membrane; protein-containing complex
Molecular function (GO): calcium ion binding
Source: RefSeq, a predicted model, not a curated record
AUGGGUCCCCAGAACCUGCCCGAAGGCCCUCGGCCUCCACUGGAACCUUUCGCCCUCCAUCCCACCCAGAGCCCCCGGUGCCGGGUCCCCCACACUGCCCACGCCCUCCCUUCGCUCGGGGCCGGGACGCUGUGCCCCCCGAAGGUGAGGAAGGCUGCCCGCUGCCCUUGCCCGAAGCGGCCGGGGCACCGCAACUGCUGCGGCGGCGGCGGCCGCCACAAUGCCGGAGCCACGGGGGCCGGGAUUGCUCCCUGCUCUCCGCCCCGGCCGCCGCUGCCGCCACCGCCGCCGCUGCUAAGGACGCACAACAAACAAUGCGGGGCCCGGGCCGGCACCGCCAACCGCCUCAACCGCCGCCUUAACCGCCGCCCGCCCGGGACGGCCAGCCGCGCAGGCGCCUGCCCCUCCGCCGCAGCCUACCCGCGCCGCCGCGCUCUGCCCGCGCCCGGUCCCCGCUCCCGCUCCGCCGCCGCCGCCACCUCGUCCGCCUGCGUCUCCGACUCCUCAGCCCAGCGGCGGCGGCUGCGGCGGUUGCUGCCCUGGUGGCGCUCGCGGCUCCGGUCUCCCCUUCGGCGGCGGCGGCAGCGGCGGCGGCGGCGGCAGCGAGCACCACCUGAGCCCCGCUGCGCUAGCGGCGUAACUGCUGCGGAGCGGGAACGAGCUGCGCAGGGAGGCGAGCGAAAUGCACGGAAACUUCGUAACUUCCGAAUCUGGGAGCGGCUCCCGGCCGCCGCCGGGGCGAGCCGGCCUUUCCCGCCCAGCGCCCCAGUGCUCGGUAUCUGCCAACUCAAGCAGUUACGCAAACGGAGAACGGCGCCUUCGGACCCCCUGGGUGCCUGUGCCUCAGACCCAUGUGCUCCAGGGACCCAGUGCCAGGCUACAGAGAAUGGUGGCUAUACCUGUGGGCCCCUGGAGCCCCGGGGCUGUGCCAGUCAGCCAUGCCACCACGGCGCUCUGUGUGUACCCCAGGGUCCAGACCCCAGUGGCUUCCGCUGCUACUGUGUGCCUGGAUUCCAGGGCCCACGCUGUGAGCUGGACAUCGAUGAGUGUGCGUCCCGGCCCUGCCACCACGGGGCCACCUGCCACAACCUGGCCGAUCGCUACGAGUGCCACUGCCCCCUCGGCUAUGCAGGCGUGACCUGCGAGGUGGAAGUGGACGAGUGUGCCUCGGCGCCCUGCCUGCACGGGGGCUCGUGCCUGGAUGGCUUGGGCUCCUACCGCUGCGUGUGCGCGCCGGGCUUCGGGGGCGCCAGCUGCCAGCUGGACCUGGACGAGUGCCAGAGCCAGCCGUGCGUGCACGGGGGCGUAUGCCACGACCUGGUCAACGGGUUCCGGUGCGACUGCGCGGACACGGGCUACGAGGGCGCGCGCUGCGAGCAGGAGGUGCUGGAGUGCGCGUCGGCGCCCUGCGCGCACAACGCGUCCUGCCUCGAGGGCCUCGGGAGCUUCCGCUGCCUCUGCUGGCCAGGCUACAGCGGCGAGCGGUGCGAGGUGGAUGAGGAUGAAUGUGCAGUGAGCCCCUGUCAGCACGGGGGCCAGUGCCUGCAGCGCUCCGACCCAACCCUCUAUGGGGGCAUCCAGGCCGCCUUCCCAGGUGCCUUCAGCUUCCGCCAUGCCGCUGGCUUCCUGUGCCGCUGCCCUCCGGGCUUUGAGGGGGACGACUGCGGUGUGGACGUGGACGAGUGUGCCUCACGGCCAUGCCUCAGUGGAGGCCUCUGCCAGGACCUGCCCAAUGGCUUCCAGUGCCACUGUUCAGAUGGCUACACAGGCCUGACAUGUCAGGAAGAUGUGGACGAAUGCCUGUCGGAGCCCUGCCUCCAUGGCGGGACCUGCGAAGACACCGUGGCGGGCUACAUCUGUUGGUGCCCAGAGGCCUGGGGUGGACGUGACUGUUCCGUGCAGCUCACUGGCUGCCAGGGCCACACUUGUCCGCUGGCUGCCACCUGCAUCCCCACCUUCCAGUCAGGGGUCCACAGUUAUGCUUGCCGCUGCCCACCUGGUACCCAUGGACCUUUUUGUGGCCAGAAUACCACCUUCUCCGUUGUGGCUGGGAACCCUGUGCAGGCUUCAGUGCCAGCUGGUGGCUCCCUGAGUCUGGCACUGAGGUUUCGUACUACGAUACCUGCUGGUGCCUUGGCCACUCGCUCUGAUACUCAGGGCAGCUUGGAGCUGGCACUGGUGGAGGCCACGCUUCAGGCCACACUCUGGAGCCACGGCAACAAUGUGUGCAUCCUGAGGCUGCUGGAUCUGCCCCUAAAUGACGGCCACUGGCACCGAGUGGAGGUGAUGCUCCGCCUUGGGGUCCUGGAGAUGCGGCUCUGGCACGAGGGCUGCCCUGCCCACCUCUGUGUGGCCUCCAGUCCUGUGGCCCCGCCUCCUACGGCUUCCCCGGCCCCGAAGCCUGCUGGGUUCUGCUCCACGCAGCUGGGUGGCGUGGCCUUUACAGGCUGCCUCCAGGACGUGCACGUGGACGGGCACCUCCUGCUGCCCGAGGAUCUCGGCGAGAAUGUCCUCCUGGGCUGCAGGCGCCAGGAGCAGUGUCAGCCUCCGCCUUGUGCCCACGCAGGGGUCUGCGUGGACCUGUGGACUCACUUCCGUUGUGACUGCCCCCGGCCCUAUAGCGGUCCCACAUGUGCUGAUGAGGCUCCUGCUGCCACCUUUGGCUUGGGGGGCACCCUGAGCUCUGCCUCCUUCCUGCUCGACCAGCUGCCAGGCCCCAACCUCACCAUGUCCUUCCUCCUCCGCACCCGGGAACGUGCUGGCCUUCUGCUCCAACUUGCCAACGAUUCAGUAGCUGGCCUGACAGUGUUCCUGCGCGAGGGCCAGAUCCGGGCUGAGGUGCUGGGCAGUCCUGCCCUAGUGCUUCCUGGGCGCUGGGAUGAUGGGCUCCGCCACCUGGUGACGCUCAGCUUUGGGCCUGAUCAGCUGCAGGGCUUGGGGCAGCAGGUGCACGUGGGCGGGAGGCUCCUCCCUGCUGACGCCCAGCCCUGGGGUGGGCCCUUCCGAGGCUGCAUUCAGGACCUGCGACUCAACAGCCUCCACCUCCCCUUCUUUCCACCGCUGCUGGAGAACUCCAGCCUGCCCAGUAUGCCGGGCAGCAGGCAGUCCUGGAACCUCACCAUGGGCUGUGUCUCCGAGGACACGUGCAGUCCUCAGCCCUGUCUCAAUGGUGGGACUUGCCUUGUCUCCUGGAAUGACUUCCAUUGCGCCUGCCCUGCUAACUUCACUGGGCCCACGUGUGCCCAGCAGCUGUGGUGUCCUGGCCAGCCCUGUCUCCCGCCUGCCACCUGUGAGGAGGUCCCUGAUGGCUUUGUCUGUGUGGCUGAGGCCACGUUCCGCGAGGGACCCCCGGCGGAAUUCAGCGGGCACAACGCGUCAUCCGAGCGCGCGCUCAGCGGCCUCUCUCUGGCCUUCCGCACGCGCGACCCCGAGGCCGGGCUGCUGCGCGCCGCGGACACCCCCGACACCGUCUGGCUGGCCGUGCGCAACGGCUCGCUGGCGGCCGGCGUGCGCAGUGGCCCCGGCCUGCCCGGCGCGGUGCUGCCGGCGCCCGGGCCGCGCGUGGCCGACGGCGCCUGGCACCGCGUGCGCCUGACCAUGGAGCGCCCCGCGGCCUCCGCGUCGCGCUGGCUGCUGUGGCUGGACGGCGCGGCGACGCCCGUGGCGCUGCGCGGCCUGGCCGGCGACCUGGACUUCCUGCGCGGCCCGGGCGGCGCGCGCGUCCUGCUGGCCGAGAACUUCACGGGCUGCCUGGGCCGCGUGGCGCUCGGCGGCCUCCCGCUGCCCCUGGCAGGCUCGCGGCCCGACGCGGCCCCCGGCUCCCGGGAGCCCUUCUCGGCCUGGCCCGGCGCGCCGGUUCCGCGACUCGGCUGCCGCGGUGCGCCCGUGUGUGUCCCUUCGCCCUGCCUGCACGGCGGCGUCUGCCGCGACCUCUUCGACGCCUUCGCCUGCGCCUGCGGCCUGGGCUGGGAGGGUCCGCGCUGCGAGGCCCGCGCCGACCCGUGUCGCUCAGCGCCCUGUGCCCGCGGCCGCUGCCACGCGCGCCCAGACGGCCGCUUCGAGUGCCGCUGCCCGCCUGGCUUCGCGGGCCCGCGCUGCCGGUUGCCUGUCCUGCCAGAGGAGUGCAGCCUGAAUGUCACCUGCCUCAGUGGUGGCCCGUGUGAGGGUGGGCCCCAGGGUGCCAACUGCAGCUGCCAGGAGAGCUUUGCUGGCCAGAGGUGUCAGAUCCCCUGUGAAGCCAACCCUUGCUUGAAUGGCGGAACCUGCCGGACAGCUGGUGGGGUAUAUGAAUGUAUCUGCAGUGCAAGCUUCUCAGGCCAGUUCUGCGAAGUGGUGAAGGGCCUAUCGCUGCCGCUGCCGUUCCCGCUGCUGGAGGUGGCAGUGCCUGCGGCCUGCGCCUGCCUCCUCCUCCUCCUCUUGGGCCUCCUCUCAGGGAUCCUGGCGGCCAGAAAGCGCCGCCAGUCAGAGGGCACCUACAGCCCGAGCCAGCAGGAGGUGGCCGGAGCCCGGCUGGAGAUGGACAGUGUCCUCAAGGUGCCACCUGAGGAGAGACUCAUCUAGGCCCACCUGGCUGUGGCUCCAGCACCUGUGAGGUCCUCAACUUCUACCUGGAGACCCAAGGAGGCCACUUCCGGGAGCCUUCCGGGCCUUGCGGAGCUGCUGCAGGGCCCAGGAUACCUGCUGGGGAAGUGUCCCCUUUGCUGGGAGCCCCUGCCCCGUCCUGGACCGAGGGGAAGGGGCGCGCUCAGGGAAGCAGAGAGGCCUGGCGAGGUUGUGGACAUUCUCCAUCCAGCUGCCCGGUCUUGCCUUGGCAGGCACACGGCUGUGCCGGGAGGAGCACCUGUGGGUGCACACAAUGUGUUCAGGAGUGUGUGUGAGUGUGCGCGUGCGCAUGUGUGUUUGUACCUGGGACUGUUGGUCUGCAGAUACCAGUGUGAGUGUUACGGAUGGGGCUCAUGGGCACGUCCACGUCUUUGCUGUUUGUGCACGUGACUGUGUAGUGGGUGCAGGUGACCCCACGGAGGGGCAGCUGGGCAGUGGAGACCACCUUCUCAGCCCCGGGGCAGGGGCAGCCCAGGGCCAUGAGUUCUCCUGGAGGCCAGGCCAGGGCUUGCCCAAGGACCAAAGCCCCAGCUCCGGCAACUUCUCCCACCUCCAGAGGCUGCCCCGGCCCUGGAGGCAGCUGGAAAUCAGUGGGGUGGGGGGCAUGAGCCAGAGGGUAAUGUGUGAGCUCCUGGCUCCCCAAACAAAUGCUCCCUGAGGCAGGUCUGUCUCUGCCCUCUGGCAGCCAGGCACCCGCUGGGAUGCAGACUGAGGGGCAGA